Messenger RNA from Heterobilharzia americana, 396 nucleotides. Lineage: Eukaryota; Metazoa; Platyhelminthes; Trematoda; Strigeidida; Schistosomatidae. The record is from the annotation of a GenBank genome assembly.
AUGCACGGAAAGCUAGAAUUAACAGCUUUCAACAAACAACCAGUAUCUUUCAAUGAGUCGCAUAACGAAAAACGUCAUCCAAAUGCACUUAUGAGUUCCUUUGGGAUUCGGCAAUCCAGUCCCAGAAGAGUCAGAGUUUACAAUACCUGCUAUUCUGAAACAAAACGUGGUAAAUAUAAUUGUCCUGUGUAUCGUCGUUCGGAAAUAACGUCAUCGAAGCCUUCAAAAUGUUUUGAUUCAAAGGAUGCUUUUUUCAAGAACAUGCGGUCCACAGGUGUUACUAUCAUUGACCUAGCCAAUAGUGCUCAGUGUUUGAUCGUCAAUUCAUUACAGUCUGCUUAUACUCAGGGAACAACGGAAUCACUUUCAAUGAAGUCCUUUCAAAAUCUUCAAUGA